Molecule: messenger RNA, 1104 nt
Organism: Drosophila ficusphila
Lineage: Eukaryota; Metazoa; Arthropoda; Insecta; Diptera; Drosophilidae
Gene: loj
Product: transmembrane emp24 domain-containing protein 6
Exons: 6
Coding region: 129-842 (237 amino acids)
Biological process (GO): intracellular protein transport; endoplasmic reticulum to Golgi vesicle-mediated transport; Golgi organization
Cellular component (GO): COPII-coated ER to Golgi transport vesicle; endoplasmic reticulum-Golgi intermediate compartment; Golgi apparatus
Source: RefSeq, a predicted model, not a curated record
AAAAAAUACCAAUAUAUACCAAAAAGUCCACCACUAAGCAACAGAGAGCGCGGAGGAAACGGCAGAUAGUCGCCCCCUAAGACAAUCCCCACCCACGCUCCAGGAAACCGUCGAACAAAAACUUCAAAAUGCAAUUGACGUGGCAGAGAGAUCAGAUAAAUCUAAUACUUCCCCUUGCCGUGAUUUGUUGUUGUUUGCUAAUCGACGUUAGCACCGCUCAAGAGGCCCAACAACCAUGGUACGAGAAUCUUCCAGCUGUGGCCAUGGACUACAAGGUUCACAUUGAUGCUGGUAAGGAGGAUUGCUACCAUCAGUACGUCAAGGCGGGAGCCACCUUCUACGUGUCUUUCAGUGUGGUGCGUGGAGGCGAUGGCAUGGCUGGUUUUGCGGUUCGCAAUCCUGCUGGUGAGGUGGUGAAGCCCUACCAAUGGCAGGCUACUGCGGAUUACACCGACCAGGUCUCGCCAGGUGGAUACUAUUCCGUGUGCAUUGACAACCAGUUCUCCCGAUUCGCUGGUAAGCUGGUCAACAUCUAUAUCACGGUGGUGAAGUACGAUGCCUGGGACAAGUACGCCAAAGAGAUCGAGCAGCUGCAGCUGAAUAUGCAAAACUUUACUGCCACCAUUGGAACCGUUGAGCGCAAUAUCAACGAUAUGAUGGGCUACCAAGCGCACAGUAGACAUCGCGAAUCACGCGAUUAUGCUCUGCUGUUGGACAACAAUUCCUAUAUUCAAACCUUCUCGAUUAGUCAAAUCGUGGUCAUAUUGAUUACGUGCUCUAUACAGGUUUAUUUUGUGCGCAAACUUUUUGAAGUCAAAUCGGGCUCCAAAAGCCGAAUUUAAGUUUGACAAGAAACUUUUCAAAGACUCUUCACAUCUUUUUUGAAUUCCAUCCGCAUUUCCAAGACAUUCAUUUUACUUGCUGACUCCCCUUUGCGUUUUUUAAUUUAUGUUAUAAAUGGCUAAACAGAUCAAGUGCAACUGAGCAGACUUUCUUCAUAUUUACGACUACUUAUGUCAUACGAGUUGUAGACAGAAAAACUUAAUGUGAUAAGUGUACAUUUGUGUGUUUUGUUCAAUAAAAUAUUGAAGAUUUUUGUACUUA